This is a messenger RNA of Paramecium pentaurelia, 1148 nucleotides long. The record is from the annotation of a GenBank genome assembly. NCBI's taxonomy places the organism in Eukaryota, Ciliophora, Oligohymenophorea, Peniculida, Parameciidae.
UAUUAUGUAUUCAAAAAAUCCCUAUACACGUUCUGCUUUCAAGCAACCAGAACCAAGUUAUUAUUAAUAUCCUUAAGAUGAUUAUUACUAUUAACCUCAACCACCCCCUUAUUAUUAAUAGCCUCCACCUCCUCCAUAUUAUGAAUAACCCUACCCAUCUUAUCAUUAAUAGCCUUAACCAUCAUUUUAUGAAUAACAAUAUCCAAAUUAUCAUGAUUAACCAUACCCUCCCUAUUAAACUUCAAUUCCAAGAAAAAGUUUCACAGAAUCUUCAUUAAAGCCCUAUUCCAAUUAUUAUGAGGGAGAUGGAAUGAUUACAGAUAUAGAAUAUUUAGACUUUCCUGCAGAUAAAACAUAUAAACGUACUCCUCUUAAUUAAAGAACUCAUAAUAAAAUAAUAAGCAAUAAAAAAUAAAGUAUUUAAACAAAUAAAUUCUAAAUAGUUAGGAAUCCUGUUACUAUUUUCUUUACUACAUUAUUAGAAUAAUUAAAUACUGAAAGAUCAUUAGAGCAACUUAAAAGGAAAUUAGUGAUUGCCGAAGAUUUUCAUGUUCCUAUUUUAUUUAGAGUAACUUUUGAUUUCAUUCUUAGUUAAUUGAUAGGAAUAAUACUUAAAAUAUUACAUUAGAAGAAUUGUAUUAAGGAUUCUAUGAUCUAGGCAUAAAAGUAGACUACAAUCAACUUUACUUAGUAUACACUAGAUUUUCAGAAUUGAAUAACAGAGAUAGAAUGUCACUCUAAGAAUUUGAACAGUUAUUUUUACCUCUUGGAUAGACUUCUAAACCAAAAAAGAAUGAGAAAUCAGUAAUAAAUUAUUUGAUUUAAAUUUUUAGUCACUAGGACCUUAAACACUAUCAAUAUUAAAUGAACUCAUAAAAUUAUAUUAAUUAAAUGAGCAAAGAUUUGAAAACUCUAGAGCUUUAUUGUAAAGAGAAGGAAUAGAUAUGUCAUAAAUAUAUUAAAUGAUUGAUACCAAUUAAUCUAGAAAUAUAGGAUUGAAUGAAUUUAUGAAUGCACUUAAUUCUUAUAGUGCAGUUAAGGUUGUACCAUCAGAAGCAGCAUUACUAUUUAUGAGAUUUGAUAGAACCAGAAAUGGAACCAUAUCUUUUAUGGAAUUUAAAAGAGAAAUGGAAAUAAAAUUGACAUGA